Messenger RNA from Thalassophryne amazonica, 3038 nucleotides. RefSeq names its product solute carrier family 24 member 1 (gene slc24a1). Bases 259 to 2415 code for a protein of 718 amino acids. Gene Ontology annotation, molecular function: calcium channel activity; calcium, potassium:sodium antiporter activity. The transcript is spliced from 10 exons. The record is from RefSeq and is a predicted model, not a curated record. Gene Ontology annotation, biological process: long-term synaptic depression; calcium ion transmembrane transport; intracellular calcium ion homeostasis. Gene Ontology annotation, cellular component: membrane. NCBI's taxonomy places the organism in Eukaryota, Metazoa, Chordata, Actinopteri, Batrachoidiformes, Batrachoididae.
CCAUAGCGAAGACUGCUCCUGUGUCCUACAUAACCUUUUUGUCCAUUGGCAGCAGUGUGGGUUUGUACGGUUUGUGCUGCUGGACCAGCUGUGGGCCUCUGCAUCCCUCAGCACUCUGUGGCUGUUUUCCAAGUUACUGAGGAUGUGACAUGCGUUACACUGCAGAAUUGUAUCGCUCCAUGGUCUGCUGUGGAGAGCGCUGCACUUUUCCUUUACGGCAUUCCAUUUAUGCAGCCUGAUUCUCCUUAAAAAAUCUACAUGUUUUCUGGGAAAAUGCACUACACCAGAAGGAAGCGCCUGCAGCUGAGCCGGGUCCUGUUUUUCCUCUCUGGUGUCUUCCUCUGCACCCUUUACCAGCUGACCAUCAGUGCCAGGCUGUAUCAGCCUUUGCCAAUGCCACAGGUUGGAGAGGAGUUUGGAGAGGGCUCAACAGAGGGGGUGGAGGAGGUUACCGCAGACACUCUGGGACUGGACGAACCCCUCACUGCAACACAAGAACUAGAACUCACAGAUCAAACAACACCAGCGAUGCAUGCAGUGCACCAUGUCAAUACAACAUUGGUUUUUAGUGGAUCUCCACCCACUCAGUCGCCACCAGCGCAAACUACAAACCGGACUCUUGUGCGGUGCAUCUAUGUGGGCCCUGUACCCCCACAGGAGACACCUACACCAGUACCUGCUCCUCCGGUAGUGACCACCACUCCAGCUUCUCCUGGUGAGGCUCCACAUAUGAAAGGCGAAUACCCUGAAGACAUUUUCUCAGUCGAAGACCGCAGAAGAGGAUGGGUGAUCCUCCACGUAACUGGGAUGAUGUACAUGUUUGUAGCUCUUGCAAUUGUUUGCGAUGAGUUCUUUGUUCCUGCACUUGGGGUAAUCACACACAAAUUGGCCAUCUCUGAUGACGUGGCAGGAGCCACUUUCAUGGCAGCUGGAGGUUCUGCCCCUGAACUUUUCACCUCUUUGAUUGGGGUCUUCAUUGCCCACAGUAAUGUGGGUAUUGGCACUAUUGUCGGUUCAGCUGUGUUCAACAUUUUGUUCGUGAUUGGAAUGUGUGCGCUGUUUUCUCGGGAGAUGCUUCACCUGACUUGGUGGCCACUUUUCAGAGACGUGUCCUUCUAUAUUAUUGACCUCAUCUUACUCAUCAUCUUCUUCUUGGAUAAUGUUAUAAUGUGGUGGGAGAGCAUGAUGCUGGUGGGCGGUUACAUGCUCUAUGUGAUUUUUAUGAAAUUCAAUGUGCAAAUUGAGAAAGUCUUCAAAACCCAAAUCCAGAAACACAGCAAUAUUGUCAAUAUUAUUGCUGUUGUGGAACCUGAAAAGGCAAAUGGGGAUGGUGAAGAAAGUGCCCCUCCUGCUCCAGAGGACAAGAACCUCUUAAAGCUGAAGCCGUCUCUGCAGCGAGGGGGAAGCUCAGCAUCUUUACAUAACAGCACCAUGAGAAACACCAUCUUCCAACUUAUGAUCCACACGUUAGACCCUAUAGGAGACGGAAAAUUUAAGGAAAAGGCUGAGACGCUGAAUAAUGUAGCAAGUCGGAAAACAGAAGUCAGACCUCAGGAAACAACUGAAGAUGGUGGAGGAAAGUCUGAAAAGGCCAAAGAGUCAGUGGUUGCCCCAGAAACUGAAAAAGAGAAGACGGAUCAGCCAGAAGGAAAGAAGGAUAAUGUUCCAGCAGGAGGCAAUGGCUCAGGAAGCUCAGAGGACUCUGAAGAAGACGACAGUGAUGAAGACAGCGAUGAAUCCAGUGAAGACGAUGACGAGGAAGAUGAUGAAAAAGAUGAUGACAAAGAUAAAGAAGAUGAGCCGCUGUCUUUGGAGUGGCCUGAUGCACGACGUAAACAAGCCACCUACCUCUUCCUGUUGCCCAUUGUCUUCCCCGUGUGGCUUACAGUUCCUGAUGUUCGCAACCAGAAAUCCAGAAAAUUCUUUGUGAUCACUUUUCUGGGCUCAAUUGUAUGGAUUGCUGUCUUCUCCUACCUCAUGGUGUGGUGGGCCCAUCAGGUGGGCGAGACUAUUGGAAUCUCAGAGGAGAUUAUGGGACUGACCAUUCUGGCUGCUGGAACCUCUAUCCCUGACCUUAUCACCAGUGUGAUUGUGGCUCGUAAAGGCCUGGGAGACAUGGCCGUGUCCAGCUCUGUGGGAAGCAACAUCUUCGACAUCACAAUGGGUCUUCCAGUCCCGUGGCUGAUGUACUCAGCCAGCCACGGUUUCUCUCCAGUGGCCGUCAGCAGCAACGGCCUCUUCUGUGCCAUUGUGCUGCUUUUCCUGAUGCUCCUCUUCGUCAUCAUCUCCAUUGCAUCCUGUAAGUGGAAGAUGAACAAGGUCCUGGGCUUCACCAUGUUCCUGCUCUACUUUAUCUUCUUGGUGCUGAGCGUGAUGCUGGAGGAUCGCAUCAUUAUCUGCCCCGUGUCCAUCUGAAAGUGUGACCAGACACCCUGUUUACACCUGUGCAUUAGUGACUUGAAGCAGAAAGUGCACAUGAACAGACCUCACAAGCACGGGCCUGGAUAUUCCCUGGGAUUAGCAGGAUAAGCAUAGGAUUAAUGAAGUCAGUGAAUGAGUGAGGGAGUGGGUCUGCAAAAUUCCCCCCCAAAAAAACAACAAAACAAAAAACUACUGAGGCACAGUAAACCUGCUAUUCUGGGCCAUGUUGGCAUCAUUUAACAUGCAAAAUAAAAUUAGGACAGACCUACCACAUCCUAGAGGCCACUGGAGGCUACUGUUGCUUGUUUGAAGAGGCGACUGCACAAAGCUUCGGUAGUUGCACUGCAUUGCUGACAGAGACGUUUGUCAGUUCUGUCAGCAGCCAGCAACACACCAACUGCAGCUCCUUGUCAUUCAUAAUGAUGAUGACAACUUUUAAAUCAAUGUUUGCAUUACAGCAGGAGAUACUACAGCGGCUGAGAGAGGCCAUAACACUUCCAAAUUAAGACAACUCAAGUAAAUCCUGGAAAUAUGUACUUGCAAAUACAAAGAAUGCAUCAAUUCAACAACAGGUAAUUGCAUGAAAAGACAUCUUACAAAUUGCAAAAAUGCUUGAA